AUGGAAUACGAGACUCUAACCGUUUGCUUCUCCCAUCGAUUCUCAUCCGAAAAAAAAGGAUUACGAUCUCAUCCAACAAGAAAGAAAACCGAAUCCUCAGUGACAACCUCCUACCGCUCUAUUGCCGCCAAAAAAUGCCUGCAACCCUGUAGUACCGAAUCCUCAGUGACAACCUCCUACCGCUCUAUUGCCGCCAAAAAAUGCCUGCAACCCUGUAGUGUUGGGAAUUUCGUUCUUGAGAAUUCAAGACGUACCGGAUCAGGAGACUUUGCUUUGUUUUGUCUACCGUCAAUCACCGCCACCAACCAUGUGAGCAAUUUCGUCCAAGAAUCAAGAUCAGGUUUCUGUCAACAACAACACCUGCCGUCAAUUACCACCACCAAACGUCAGCCACCAAACGCUUUUCUACGUUAUUCUUCACAACUCGAUUUCCAUUUCAGUAACUGCUUUCUUCACAUGCCUCCAAAACGACGACAUAUGGCUUCUACUUCCAAUACAAUAGUGUCCUGUCGUUCACGUCGAUCACGCAGGAGUUCACUUUUAGACGACAUACCAGCAUUGCCUUUUUAUUAUGACUGUGGGAAUUGUACCUGCGUAUGUGAGUAUUGUGGGGCUUUUUUUUGGUAUCAGGAGAGAGUAUUGUAUCUAUCUCGAGCCAAUCAUCCACGCUAUACCAAAUGUUGUAAGUCGGGUAAUGUAGUUCUUCCCUACCCUCUUCGUCCACCUAAUGUGCUUAUGCAAUUCUACGAAGAUGAUCACUUCAUGAAUAACAUAAGAGCAUAUAAUUCCAUGUUCUCUAUGACGUCUUUUGGUGCAAACGAAGACGACUCAAUCAAUAAAGGUCGUGCACCAUAUGUGUUUAAGGUUAGUGGUCAGAUUUACCAUUGGAUAGGAUCUUUUUAUCCUCAAGACGUUCAUCCACCCCGUUUUCUCCAAUUGUACAUGUGUGAUACUGAAAAUGAGGUUGCUAAUAGACUUCAUUCUUUUCAUGGUGAGGGCAAAGUACUUUUGUCUGCAGAUGUUGUAGAUUCCUUAAGUCAUAUGUUACAUACACAUAAUGAGUAUGUUCGUACAUUUAAGACUGCAAAAGAAAUAGCUCAGUCAAUGAAUUUAGAUUCAUAUGGUGUACGUUUAUUUAAUGUAGUACCUGACAGAAGAUAUGGGCCACCCGCCCCUGGAAGUUUAGGUUGUAUUGUUUGUGGUGAUGAUGUUACUGGGGCUAUGUAUGACAUUGUUGUCUAUUCAAAAAUUGGGUCACCUCAACGUGUUAGUAAGCUUCAUCCAACUUACAUGCCUUUGCAAUAUCCAUUACUAUUCCCGUACGGCGAAGAAGGAUGGUCUCCUGCCUUGAAUCUACGUAUUAACUCUAACAGAAGUUUAACAAAUAAUAUGUAUUACAGUUAUCAAAUUCAUGAUCGACACACUUACUCUCUUAUUUUACGUUCACGCCGUCUUUUCCACCAAUAUUUAGUGGAUGCAUAUACUUGCAUUGAACAAUCUAGGCUUGACUUUAUUGAACACCAUCAGCAACAAUUACGUAUAGAGUACAUCAACGGUGUUUACGAUGCUUUGUCCAAAGGUGAUACAGACAGUCGUGUCAUUGGAAAGCGUGUAUUUCUACCUGCAACUUUCGUUGGGGGACCUAGGUAUAUGUAUAAACACUAUCAGGACGCUCUUGCCAUUUGUAAGGUUCAUGGUAAGCCACAAUAUUUCAUCACUUUCACUUGCAAUGUUAAAUGGCCUGAGUAUAGAAGAUACAUGGAUGAUAUUGGUCAACGAGAUAUUCAAAACAGACCAGAUAUCAUUGCACGCAUCUUUAAAAUCAAAGUUCAUGCUUUCAUUAACUUCCUUAAAGAGGACAAAACUUUUGGAGAUGUCAACGCAUAUCUAUACACCAUUGAAUUCCAAAAAAGGGGUUUACCACAUUGCCAUACAUUAUUAUGGGUUACAUCACCCUUUAGAGUUCAAGAAGGUGCAGAUAUUGAUAAAUACAUAACCGCUGAGCUUCCUGAUCCUAUACUUGAACCAGCACUAUAUAGGACUGUUACUACAUGCAUGAUACAUGGUCCUUGUGGUUCACUGAAUAUUGGUGCCCCAUGUAUGGUAGAUGGUAAAUGUAUGAAACGAUUUCCUAAACCAUUCAACCCAUUAACAACUUUUGAUGAAAAUGGUUACAUGCAUUAUAGAAGACGUGAUGGAUCAUAUCAUGUCUUACAAAGUGGGGUUAGAACUGAUAACGGCUUUGUAGUGCCGUAUAAUAAACGUUUGUGUAGUCGAUUUGAUGCUCACAUCAAUGUGGAAUAUUGUGGUUGGAAUAUGAUGAUUAAGUACUUAUUUAAGUACAUUUCAAAAGGGGUUGAUCGUGUUCGUUUCACUCUUCAAACAUUAGAGGCAAAUACAACUGCUUCUUCCUCUACCAUACCUGUUGUUGUAAAUGAAAUCAAGUCGUUUCUUGAUGGUCGAUAUAUAUGUCCACACGAAGCAACAUGGCGCAUUCUCAAUUUUCCCAUUCAUGAACGAGAUCCACCUGUACAAGUCUUAGCCGUCCAUUUGGAGGGGAUGCAAACUACCGUUUUCAAAGAAAAUAGUCAAUUAGGCUCUUUAAUUGAUACCCCCGGUUUUGGUGUUACGACUUUAACGGAAUGGUUGCACAAUAAUCAACAUGAUGUUCGAGGAAUUGACUUGACAUACAAUGAUUACCCUUCUAAAUAUAUUUGGGACACCAAUGAUAAAAGAUGGAUUCAUAGGACUACCACAACAAAUACUACUAUUGGUAGACUUGCAUAUGUACAUCCAACAGCUGGGGAGUUAUUUUAUCUACGAAUUUUACUAUUCCAUCAAAAAGGAUGUAAAUCAUUCUAUGACAUUAGAACCGUUCGUGAAAACAUAUACUCAACUUUUCGUGAUGCAUGUGAAGCAUUAGGGUUAACUGGUGACGAUAAGGAAUGGCUAACAGCAUUUGAGGAAGCAUCGUCUUGGGCAACCUCAUCUGAACUUCGUUCUCUCUUCUGUCAUCUACUUUUGUAUUGUGAAGUAGGAAACCCUCUUUUGUUAUGGGAAGUCGCAAAACCUAAAAUGGGCGAUGACAUAGCCUAUACAUUAACAACCAAUUCUACAGAUCCCAAUGUAAUUCUACGUGUUGAUACACUAGAACAACAAAUACUUCUCGAAAUUCAAAAAACACUACUAGCUUCAACACCUUCCAAAUCACUUGCUGAUUUUGGAUUGCCAAUGCCAUGUCCAUCCCUCCUUUCCAUUCUAAAAAAUCGUCUUCUUCUUGAAGAGACUAAUUAUGAUACAAAUCUCUUGAUUUCUCAAAAUUCAUCCAUGGUAUCACAAUUAAAUCCAGAUCAACUUACAAUUUAUGAAAGAGUUGUGGAUGCUGAACGAAACAAAAACCAACUUCUAUUAUUUGUAUACGGAUCUGGUGGUACAGGAAAAACUUUUUUAUGGACGACUAUACUUUCAUAUUUUAGAUCUAAGGGAAAGAUAAUACUAGCUGUUGCCGCCUCAGGUAUUGCAUCCCUUUUGUUGCCUUUAGGUCGUACUGCUCAUUCUAGAUUUGUUAUUCCAAUUGACUUUACAGACAAGUCUUCCUGUAACAUUAAAAAAAAAACACAAUUAGCGGAACUCCUAAAGAGGACUUCUAUGAUCAUAUGGGAUGAAGCUCCAAUGAGUGAUCGUCGUUGCUUUGAGUUUCUGGAUAGAUCACUAAAAGAUGUCCUUGAAGAUGAUAACCAUCUUUUUGGUGGGAUGUCAAUUCUCCUAGGAGGUGACUUUCGACAAACUCUUCCCGUUCAACCUAAAAGUAGAAAAUCACAGAUAAUUAGCUUGACUCUACCUAAUUCCUAUCUAUGGUCACAUUUUACGGUAUUCAAAUUGCAUCAAAAUAUGCGUUUAGCCCAACCAGUUAAUUCAAAUAUGGAUGUUAAUCGAAUAUCACAAUUUGCUUCAUGGCUUCUCGAUAUUGGAAAUGGAAAUAUUAGAACACCGGACAAGAAUGAUCUAGAAAACACAAACAUUAUACAAAUACCUCAUUGUUUCCUUAUCGAAUCAGGAGACAAAGGAUUAGAAUCACUAAUACAUUUCGUAUAUGGCAAAGAUAUAAUUUCCAAUCCAUCGCCUGAAGAGUUAUCAGUUAGAGCCAUAAUUUGUCCGAAAAAUGAAACAGCUGAUCAAGUCAAUGAUUUAAUUCUAUCAAAAACUAAUAGUCAAGAAGUGGUAUACAACAGCUGUGAUUCUAUUAAAUCACAAACCCAUGAUAGCUUAGAAUUAGAUACCUUAUAUCCUCAAGAUUAUUUAAACAAUCUUCACUUUUCUGGUAUUCCUUCACAUAGAUUAAUUUUGAAAGUUAAUACCCCAGUUAUGCUAAUGAGGAAUAUCAAUCAAAGAGAAGGUCUUUGUAAUGGAACACGUUUAAUCGUUACACAACUAUUACCAUCUGUGAUUGAAGCUUCCAUAAUAACAGGAAUAUCUGUUGGGAAAAGGGUGUACAUUCCAAGAAUAAAAUUUGUACAUAAUACCUCUGACCUACCUUUCAUAUUUAUCAGAAAACAAUUUCCUAUUAAAGUAUGUUACGCAAUGACUAUAAACAAAAGUCAAGGACAAUCUCUUAAAAAGGUAGGUUUAUACCUCACAAACUCUGUUUUCACACACGGACAACUAUAUGUGGCUUUGUCUAGAGCUACCUCGCCAGAUUCAAUAAAGAUUCUGCUACAACAAGAAGAGGCAUUACCAUUCAACUGUACCAGAAAUGUCGUCUUCAAGGAUUUAUUAGCAAAAGUUAAUAUGCAAGAGAUAACAUGUAACAUUAACAAUAUUUUUUUUCUUAUUUGCAAAGCAAUCUCCUCAUACAUGGAUAGAAUAUCAAACCUUCAAUUUGGUUCACCAGGGAAUUCACUUGAAAUUCGUGUCUUGCGAAAAUGGACACUACAAUUUAGAAAGGACGAGACAUGGUUUAUCGUGAUUGACAAGCAUGGAGAUACAAUUCAACUACUUGCACAAAAGACAAAUCAAGGGUGCAUAGAAACUUCAUUAGUAGUCUCUCGAUGUUAUCGUAUUAAGGACUAUACAUGCACUGAGCCAGACAAAUAUCAAAAGGUGUUAAAUUACCCAGUACACAUGAAUAUUGGUGAAGCAUCAACAAUUGAGGAAAUUCCAAACCAUAAUGCCCUUCCUCUAACAUGGUUCUCCUUCAGUCCGAGAUCACACUUUCAAAUAAUAGCAGACAAAAACUUGGAGCAUCCAGAUUUCAUAGGCGUACUCAUCGACAUGAAAGAUCGCACAAAAAAAAACAAGGAACCAUUCAUAGUUAUCACUCUAACUGAUGAAAAUGCGGAAGAGAUUACCAUACUCUUAUGGAAGGAAUGCAUAGAUAUGCCAGGCAAAUUCAACCGAAAUGCCCUUACAUCAAACUCUAACACGGUUGUACUAGCUUUCACCAAUGUCAAGUCCACUAUGUACAAUGGAAGAUUAACAUUGACAAGCACCAGCGCCACACACAUGUACGUCAAUCCUAAAAUACCAGAAACGGACAAACUCAUUACAAGAUAUGGUACCCAAUUUCAUUCAAAAUCAACAGCAACUGUGAUAAAUACUACAUUACAACGUUUAAAAACCUCAAAUUUCUCUCAAAUAGUGGACAAAAUAUAUGUUUUAAAGACCACACUAUCUGAUUUCACAUUCAAAGAUGAAUGGUACCAUGUACCAUGUACCACAUGUGGUAAAUCAACCCACAAAAAAGGUGAUGGAUGGUUUUGUGUUUCCCAUGGGCCCAUAAAUGAACCAAAACUUUUUUAUAAAAUCUCAGCAGUACUCGAAGACAAUACAGAUACCACAACAGUUUUCAUGUCUAAUGAAGCAACCCAAACUUUGGUAAAUGCGAGUGCACAAGAAAUCAUAGACCGCUUUCCCAGUCAAGAUAGAAAAACUUUACCUCAACCACUCGAACGUUGCAAAGGGUUGACAAAAAAUGUCUAUGUAGAAUGCACAAAACUUUCAUCCACUAAAAAUAUCCGUUUCACAGUCACCACAAUCACUGACAUAAAGACUCUACAACCAAUAGAACAACAAACAACACCUUCAACACCAAUCAAACAACAAACAGCAACUAUGGAGUCCCUCACCCCUACUAAAUCAUGUGAAACUGGAAAACGCCUACAAAUGGAACAUACAGAAACACCAAAAAAACCACGUUCAAAACGAGAGAAAUACAAAUGCCAUGGUGAAGCAGACGAAGGAACACAUCCCAAAAAGCAGUGAAUCUAUGUGAUCUUUUCAUAACAUACUUACAGUUACCCUAUACUCUCUAUAUAAUAUUGCUUUUCGUCCAUAUUCAAUAAGAACUGUCAUAUAAUGUUAACAAAAAUAAUCUGUAAAUAUUCAUUAAAACUGUUAAAUUAAUAAUAAUAAUAAAAAACAGACAAUUGUUGUGAUC
Molecule: messenger RNA, 6436 nt
Organism: Lactuca saligna
Lineage: Eukaryota; Viridiplantae; Streptophyta; Magnoliopsida; Asterales; Asteraceae
Source: the annotation of a GenBank genome assembly